AUGAAUAGUUUAGAAAAAGAAGAAAUUAAUUGUUUAUUUAAGAAUGAAAUAAAUAAUGGUAUAAAAGAUGACAAUAGUAAAAUAGUAUUAUUAAAUGGUGAACAAGCAUUACAAUCAUCCAUAAAUGCAUCUUUAUCAAUAUUUUCAAUAUUAAAAACAUCGCUAGGACCGCGUAGUAUGAGCAAGUUAAUAUUAAAGCCUAAUGGUCAAUAUAUUAUUAGUAAUGAUGGUGCAACCAUUUUAAAUAAUAUUAAAGUUCAACAUCCUGCAGCAUCAGUAUUGGUCAAUAUUGCAUUAUCGCAAGAUAGAGAGGUUGGGGAUGGUACUACAUCAGUUGUGUUGUUAGCCGGUGAAAUUUUGAAAUCUAUAACCGAGUUAUACAUUAGGUCCAAAGAAGAAAAGAACCCUAUUCACCAAACUACAAUUACAACCAUUUUGUAUCAGAUUUUAAAUGAAGUUUUAAAAAUAUUAGAUUCAGUAUCAAUAGAAUAUCCAUCAUCUUCAACUAAAGAGAUAUUAUUUAAAAUGGCAGGUGUUGCAUUAGGAACAAAACAUUAUUCAUAUUGGACCAAGAAUUUAACAAAUAUUACAAUUGAUGCAAUUCAAAAUUCAAUAGAUACAACAUUAGAUAAUAGUAAUAAUAAUAGCAAUUGUAGUAAUAAUAAUAAUAAUAGUAAUAAUAUUGAUAUAAAAAAUAAUAUUCAAAUUUGUAAAUUACAGGGUGGUAAUAUUAAUCAAAGUAGUUUUUACAAAGGAUUGGUAAUGACUAGUAAAGUAACUCCAGUAUUUAGAAAUUUAGAUAUUAGUAAUAAUAACAUAUCAAUAAAAACAAUAGUAAUAGGAUAUGACAUAAAUAAACAUUUAAAAAAUAUACAGUCAAAAUAUACAACUAUUAAAUCCACAGCGGAGAUGGAGGAUUAUUAUAAAAUUGAUAGUAAUUUUAUAGUAUCUUUCAUUGAUAGGUUAGUUAAAAAUCAAGUAAACUUAGUAUUCUUUAAAUUUAAAAUACCAGAUUAUCUAUCACAGUUGUUAUAUUCGAAUCAUAUCUCUGUAGUUCAAGAUUUUUAUAAUAAUAGUGGUAUAAGCUAUAAUAAUGAUUCGUUUGUUUACAAAUUAUCAAAACUUACAAAUUCAAUACCAAUUAUGAAGUAUGAUGAAUUGGAUUUCCAUUUAUUACAACAACAGCAGCAACAAAAUCAAAGCCAAAAAGAUAAAGAAAAAGACGAUGAUGUUGGUGGUGCUUCAGAUUAUGGAUGUAUAGGUACUAUUACAAAGUUAUCAAUAUUGUCAAAGUUUGAAGAUGAAUUUUAUAUCUAUUUAGAUAAUAAUAAUUUUAAACAUAAGUUAUCUUGUAUUAUAAUUAAAGGACCAACAAAAGAUAUUUUGGACGAUUUAGAAAUUGGUAUAGUGGAUUCACUUCAUUUAGUUAAAUCCUCAUUAGAGUCAAAGCCUAUGAUAGUAUAUGGUGGAGGAGCAUGCGAAAUGUCAAUAUCAAGUAAACUACUAGCAUAUUCAAAUUCAAUUAACCCAAAUGAAUCAACUUUGCAUUAUUGGAAAAAAGAGAUAUCAAAAACAAUAUCAGAAUCAUUUCAAAUUAUACCAUCCAUACUGGUAAUGAAUUCAUAUAAUACUUCAAAUACCAAGCAACCUUUAGAAAUUAUUGCACAGUUAUUAUCAUCACAUCACAGCUUUUAUAAUGGUAAUGAUGGUGUUUGCAGUUUGGGUAUAGAUGGAUGGACAGGUGAAAUCAAAGACAUGAGGGAGAUGAAUAUCAUCGAACCUUUAAUAUUAAAAAAAUCAAUUAUUAUCACAUCUAUUGAAGCUUGCAUCACAUUAUUAAGAAUUGAUACUAUCGUUACAUCUUCAACAAAUCUUGUAUAA
This is a messenger RNA of Dictyostelium purpureum, 1881 nucleotides long. RefSeq lists its product as uncharacterized. Gene Ontology annotation, molecular function: ATP-dependent protein folding chaperone; ATP hydrolysis activity; ATP binding. The record is from RefSeq and is a predicted model, not a curated record. The coding region runs from base 1 to 1881 and encodes 626 amino acids. Lineage: Eukaryota; Evosea; Eumycetozoa; Dictyosteliales; Dictyosteliaceae. Gene Ontology annotation, cellular component: chaperonin-containing T-complex. Gene Ontology annotation, biological process: protein folding. The transcript has 4 exons.